This is a messenger RNA of Rana temporaria (common frog), 6200 nucleotides long. It is a transcript of the gene UNC13A, whose product is annotated as unc-13 homolog A. Gene Ontology annotation, biological process: synaptic transmission, glutamatergic; neuromuscular junction development; presynaptic dense core vesicle exocytosis. Gene Ontology annotation, molecular function: diacylglycerol binding; phospholipid binding; calmodulin binding. The transcript has 45 exons. The coding region runs from base 30 to 5213 and encodes 1727 amino acids. Gene Ontology annotation, cellular component: presynaptic active zone cytoplasmic component; presynaptic membrane; terminal bouton. The record is from RefSeq and is a predicted model, not a curated record. Lineage: Eukaryota; Metazoa; Chordata; Amphibia; Anura; Ranidae.
UCUUUUUUUUUCUUACAGUGAAAAAGGCUAUGUUUGAUGGCCCCCAAGAAAAGUUUAAUGCUUAUGUAACCUUAAAAGUACAAAAUGUGAAGAGCACAACUAUUGCAGUCAGGGGCAACUUGCCCUGUUGGGAGCAAGACUUUAUGUUUGAGAUCAACAGACUGGAUUUAGGAUUGACGGUGGAAGUCUGGAAUAAAGGACUCAUUUGGGACACAAUGCUAGGGACUGUAUGGAUUCCAUUAAGAACCAUUCGACAGUCCAAUGAGGAAGGUCCAGGUGAAUGGUUGACCCUUGACUCUCAAGUUAUAAUGACAGAUAAUGAGAUCUGUGGAACCAAAGAGCCCACCUUCCAUCGCAUCUUACUUGACACUCGGUUUGAACUUCCAUUAGAUAUACCAGAAGAGGAAGCUCGAUACUGGGCAAAGAAGUUAGAGCAGCUGAAUGCCAUGAGGGAUCAGGAUGAUUAUGUGUUUCAAGAAGAGGAAGAGAAUCCACUACCUGUUCAUGGUUCUCAGUGCUGUAACUGGAAUUAUUUUGGCUGGGGUGAACAGCAAAACAAUGAGGAUCCUGACAGUGCUGUUGAUGAUCGUGAUAGUGAUUACCGAAGUGAGACCAGCAAUAGUAUCCCUCCAGCUUACUAUUCAACAUGCCAGCCAAAUGCCUCUGUACACCAAUAUCCUGUGAGACAACAGUACAGCUCCCAUGGUUCUUAUACUGACUCUGUACACAGCUACGAGAUGGAUUUUUCAGAUCACCGACCGGUCAGGCAUUACGAUAGCGCAGACUCUGCCACUAACGGGCGCAGUGAUGGGGAGUCUGUCUCCGGUUCAAGCCGCCUCACCAGUCGGCAGCACUCUCUGGAGAGCCGGCAGUCACUAGACCUGUCUGAUAGCCCUACUGGAAGCAGUCGUUAUGCCUCCUCUGGGGAACUUAGCCGAGAUUCUACACAACUAAGUGAUGAUUUUGACCCCGAAAAUGACAGCCUUCAGGGUUCUGAAAUAGAAGAAGAACGGGACAGAGACUCGUAUCACUCCUGUCAUAGUUCUGUCAGCUACCAAAAGGAUUCUCCAAAUUGGGAAGCAGACGAAGGCCCUGAAGUGUACAGUGAAGAAGAUGAUGAUGAAGGUGGCUACCCUGACAGCAGGGGUCAGCUUUCUGACAAAGAUCUUUAUGAUGAUGAGCUUCCAGAAGAAGAAGAUAAGGGUGAAAAAAUUAAGAAUGAGCUAGAGGACACAUUGUACUUAUCUGAAGAGAGUAAGGAGAAAACACCCCCAGAAAUUCCAGUUCAAAAAGAGCGGACUCCAGAAGCUAUACCAGAGAUUGAGGCAGUACCAGUAGUCCAAGUGUCUUUGAUGGACAGAGAUGAGAGCACAGGAAUGUCGAGGGCCAAGUCUAAUUGGCUGAGAGCAUAUAACAAGGUGCAGAUGCAGCUGCAAGAAGCGAGAGGUGAAAGCAGUGGAAAUAUGUCAAAGUCUCUGUGGUUUAAAGAUGGGCCUGCUGGUGGUCUGAUAAUUAUUGACAGUAUGCCGGACAUACGAAAGAGAAAACCCAUACCUCUUGUCAGCGACUUGGCAAUGUCCUUGGUGCAAUCUCGUAAAGCAGGAAUAACAUCUGCACUUGCAACAAGCACUUUAAACAAUGAAGAGCUAAAAAAUCAUGUUUACAAGAAGGCCCUACAAGCUUUAAUCUAUCCAAUUUCCAGCACAACUCCUCAUAAUUUUGAGGUGUGGACUGCCACAACGCCAACUUAUUGUUACGAGUGUGAAGGGCUUUUGUGGGGGAUUGCCCGUCAGGGUAUGCGCUGCACAGAAUGCGGAGUUAAGUGCCAUGAAAAAUGCCAGGACCUCUUAAAUGCAGACUGUCUACAAAGAGCAGCAGAGAAGAGCUCAAAGCAUGGGGCCGAAGACCGCACACAUAAUAUUAUCAUGGUUCUGAAAGAUCGUAUGAAAAUCCGUGAAAGAAACAAGCCAGAGAUUUUUGAACUCAUCCAGGAAGUUUUUGGAGUUGUCAAAGCCACACAUGCUCAUCAAAUCAAAGCUGUAAAACAGAGUGUAUUAGAUGGAACAUCCAAGUGGUCAGCAAAGAUCAGCAUCACUGUGGUAUGUGCACAAGGUCUACAAGCCAAGGACAAGACAGGUUCCAGUGACCCCUAUGUUACAGUACAGGUUGGCAAAACAAAGAAAAGAACUAAAACUAUCUAUGGAAACCUUAAUCCAGUCUGGGAGGAGAAUUUUCAUUUCGAGUGUCACAACUCUUCAGAUCGAAUCAAAGUCCGUGUAUGGGAUGAGGAUGAUGACAUAAAAUCAAGAGUGAAACAGAGGUUUAAGCGUGAGUCUGACGAUUUCUUAGGUCAAACCAUCAUUGAAGUCCGAACCCUGAGUGGAGAGAUGGAUGUAUGGUACAAUCUAGAUAAGCGUACGGAUAAGUCUGCUGUAUCUGGAGCAAUUCGACUACACAUCAGUGUGGAGAUCAAAGGAGAGGAGAAGGUGGCACCUUAUCAUGUACAAUAUACCUGUUUGCACGAGAACCUGUUCCACUACCUAACAGAUGUACAGAAUAAUGGGGUUGUAAAAAUUCCAGAUGCCAAAGGGGAUGAUGCUUGGAAGGUUUACUUUGAUGAGACUGCCCAGGAAAUUGUGGAUGAGUUUGCAAUGCGAUACGGAGUGGAGUCCAUAUACCAGGCUAUGACACAUUUUGCCUGCCUAUCUUCCAAAUAUAUGUGUCCUGGAGUACCAGCUGUUAUGAGCACACUUCUUGCCAAUAUCAAUGCCUACUACGCCCACACAACUGCAUCAACCAAUGUGUCUGCCUCUGAUCGCUUCUCUGCCUCAAACUUUGGGAAAGAGAGAUUUGUAAAGCUGCUAGAUCAACUGCACAACUCCCUGCGUAUUGAUCUUUCCAUGUACCGGAACAACUUUCCUGCUAGCAGCCCAGAACGACUUCAAGAUUUAAAAUCCACUGUUGAUCUACUAACCAGUAUUACAUUUUUCAGAAUGAAGGUGCAAGAGUUACAGAGUCCUCCCAGGGCAAGCCAGGUAGUGAAAGACUGUGUGAAGGCUUGUCUCAACUCUACUUAUGAAUACAUCUUUAACAACUGUCAUGAACUCUACAGCCGAGAAUAUCAAAGUGACCCGACUAAAAAGGGUGAGGUGCCCCCAGAAGAACAGGGGCCAAGUAUCAAGAAUUUGGAUUUUUGGUCCAAACUAAUUACAUUGAUAGUGUCUAUCAUAGAAGAGGAUAAGAAUUCAUACACACCAUGUCUAAACCAAUUCCCCCAGGAAUUAAAUGUUGGAAAAAUUAGUGCUGAAGUCAUGUGGAGUCUGUUUGCUCAGGACAUGAAAUAUGCCAUGGAAGAACAUGAUAAGCACCGUCUAUGUAAGAGCGCAGACUACAUGAAUUUACACUUCAAAGUCAAGUGGCUAUACAAUGAAUAUGUGACAGAGCUUCCAUCAUUUAAGAACAAAGUGCCUGAAUAUCCAGCUUGGUUUGAACCUUUUGUUAUCCAGUGGUUAGAUGAAAAUGAAGAGGUUUCCCGGGAUUUUCUUCAUGGAGCCCUGGAGAGAGACAAAAAAGAUGGGUUCCAGCAAACCUCAGAACAUGCACUGUUUUCCUGUUCUGUAGUGGAUGUUUUCUCACAGCUUAACCAGAGCUUUGAGAUAAUUAAGAAGCUGGAAUGCCCCGACCCUCAAAUAGUGGGACAUUAUAUGCGCAGAUUUGCCAAGACAAUCAGUAAUGUCCUACUCCAGUAUGCAGAGAUCAUCUCCAAAGACUUUGCUUCACACUGCUCUCAAGGGAAGAAAGAGGAAAAAGUGCCAUGUAUCUUAAUGAAUAACAUCCAGCAGCUCCGGGUCCAGCUGGAGAAAAUGUUUGAAGCGAUGGGUGGGAAAGAACUGGAUCCAGAAACUAGUGACAUCCUCAAAGAGUUGCAAGUGAAACUUAACAAUGUGUUGGAUGAACUUAGCAGAGUAUUUGCUACAAGUUUCCAUGCACAUAUUGAGGAGUGUGUAAAACAAAUGGGAGAAAUUCUUAGUCAGGUUAAAGGAACUGGAAAUGUGCCUGCCAGUAAUUGCAGCAGUGUGGCCCAGGAUGCUGAUAAUGUAUUACAACCUAUACUGGACCCGCUAGACAGCAAUCUUACCCUGUUUGCAAAAAUUUGCGAAAAGACUGUUUUGAAACGCGUUUUGAAGGAGCUAUGGAAACUAGUGAUGAACACAAUGGAAAAAACGAUUGUACUACCACCACUAACAGACCAGACGAUGAUAGGGACGCUACUGAGAAAACAUGGCAAAGGGAUAGAGAAGAGCAGGGUGAAGCUGCCGUACCAUGCAGAUGGGACCCAUCUCAUCAUCAAUGCUGCUAAAGAGCUUGGACAACUAUCUAAACUCAAGGAUCACAUGGUGAGGGAGGAAGCAAAGAGUCUGACUCCUAAGCAGUGUGCCGUGGUGGAGCUUGCACUCGACACUAUUAAGCAAUAUUUCCACGCUGGAGGUGUUGGUCUUAAAAAGACUUUUUUGGAGAAAAGUCCUGACCUGCAGUCUCUGCGCUAUGCACUCUCUCUAUAUACACAAGCAACGGACACACUCAUUAAAACCUUUGUCCAAACACAGACUGCUCAGGUCCAUGGUGGAAAAGGUAUUAGGUUUACUCUUAGUGAAGAGACUUAUCCAGAAAAGGGAUCUGGAGUGGAUGAUUCUGUUGGAGAGGUUUCCAUUCAUGUAGAACUCUUUACCCAUCCUGGAACAGGGGAGCACAAAAUCAGUGUCAAAGUCGUUGCUGCAAAUGAUCUGAAAUGGCAAACUUCUGGGAUUUUCCGCCCUUUCAUUGAGGUAAACAUGAUUGGUCCAAACCUGAGUGACAAAAAGAGAAAAUUCACUACAAAAUCUAAGAAUAAUAGUUGGGCCCCAAAAUACAACGAGAGCUUCCAAUUUACACUGGGGAAUGAAAAUGGACCAGAAUGCUAUGAACUUCAGGUGUGUGUGAAAGAUUACUGCUUUGCACGUGAAGACCGAACAGUAGGCACAGCUGUUAUGCAGCUGAGAGACCUAGCACAAAGAGGUAGCUGUGCCUGCUGGCUGCCACUUGGACGACGUAUUCAUAUGGACGAGACAGGACUGACUAUUUUAAGAAUUUUGUCACAGCGCAACAAUGAUGAGGUGGCCAAAGAAUUUGUCAAACUCAAAUCUGACACUCGCUCUCCUGAAGAGGGCAGCUAGGGAGGUAGAGUCCAUCUUCCAUACCUUCAAUGACAAUAAUACCCUUUCUACUGCCUUUCACCCCAGGCCCAGAUUGUAGAUAGUUUAAAUAUUUUAAAAAAUUCAUUUUGAAACACAUUUAACCAAGUCACUGCCAACAGUGCUUGCCAAGCUCUGCAUAAUGCUCAUCUGCCUUUCUGGCAGUGACAUGGAUAAGGUGUACACAAAUACACACCACCAAGGGCUGCGUUUAUAUGUGCCAUUGUGUUAAUGUUUGACCUGCUGGACUUCAUAAGCACAGUGGUUAGGGGGCCUUAACCCAUGUCCUGCAUCAAACUGCUGGGCAGUUAACUGCACCCUGGCAGUGGGGGGGAUUAGCAGUUUAAGAAACCACGUGUCCCUAAAAAAAGAGGGUACAGUAGUCACUAUCCCUUCCUUGACUUGUCCGUUUAAGUUGCCUGCACCUCACCUGCUGUGUAUAUAGGAUCUUCCUGUACCAGUGUCUUAUUCUGUGCAUUGGUGCUGCAUGGGUAUUAGUUUUCUAUGAAACAACCACCCUAAACCUUUAUCCCCAAAGCUCUUGGUAAACCCUUUCCACCUCAUGCCUGUUUUAAAGCCUUGGACUGCAAAAAAGACACUGCCAACUGCUCAGCACCUCUACCCAAUCCUUAAAAUGCCCUAAUAAUCCAGCACUGAAACAGGCUUACAAGUCCCAGAUUCUGAUCAGGACAAGAAGGGAAAAACACCCUAUGCUCCCACCACAUACUGCACAAGGGGUUGACACUCCCAUAUGAUUAGAGAAAUGUGGCAUGCUGUUUGGAAGGAAAAUGCUGAUGAUAUCCCAUUGCCUCUGACCUGUCCAUUGUGUACAGAAUAUUCCUCCUCCUUUUCCUUCCUCCUGGGUGCAUGUGAAAAUGUUUUGCACUAACUUGGACAUUUUUGGUCUCUGUAAAAAUAUUUUAUUAUAACAGCCAUUAAAUAGAAAUAAAGAAAGGAAUGUGCAUUUGA